Messenger RNA from Ilex paraguariensis (yerba mate), 345 nucleotides. The record is from the annotation of a GenBank genome assembly. NCBI's taxonomy places the organism in Eukaryota, Viridiplantae, Streptophyta, Magnoliopsida, Aquifoliales, Aquifoliaceae.
AUGGACUCUCCCCAAGUGGAGUGGAGCUUGUUCAAUCAUGUGACUUGUAACAUAUCGUCUUCAGUGGAUGAAGUGACAAUCCUUGGAGCUCUUGCUAUGGAUCUUAUUGAACAAGUACUUGGAGUUCUCUACAAUGCUGAAGUGAAAGUUGAAAGGCUUGAUCAGCUUAAGGCUAGCAGGAUGAAGGAAAUUGCUUCUAAGAAUCAAGUUGAACUCGAAGAGAUUUUUGCUCAAGCACAUAAAGAAAUUGAUUCAGAUUCUGCUCGAAAAAAAAUAAUGGCACUGAUUGAUUCUGGGAAUGUUGAGCCGUCUGAAUUACUGGCUGACAGAAGAGAGUUGGCUUGA